AUGGAUUUAGACAAUAUUCUUUAUGACGAGGUUGGUUCUGGUUACGAAUCUAGUGAUAAUGACAUAGACUAUAUGGAGUCAUCAUGCGUUAACCUUGAAAUAACAGAAAAUUAUAGUGAAGAAUAUUCAUUUGAAGUUCUUUCUCCUGAUGAAGUUUGUCAAUAUAUGAUAGAUCUUAUAGCAGAAGUUAAUUCAAUAUUAGAAAUGCCUGAAGCAAUAACGAAAAUGUUACUGAAUCAUUUUCAAUGGGACAAGCAAAGAUUAUUAGACAGAUUUUACGAUGGUAAUCAAGACAAAUUAUUCCGUGAAGCUCAUAUUGUUUAUCCUUAUCCUCUUAAAAAGAUUUAUGUCAAUGAAAAAAUUUCCUCGCAAGAAUCGUUGCUGGAACAAAGUACCUUCGAUACAGUAAAAGAAUGCCAAGUAUGUUGUUCAUCUCUACUAGUAUCAGAAUUAACUGGUUUGGAAUGCGGCCAUCGUUUUUGUACAAACUGUUGGGACGGCUAUCUUAAAAUUAAAAUUAUGAACGAAGGAUUAGUACAAAAAAUAAAAUGUAUGGCACAAAAAUGUGAAAUUUUUAUGGAUGAUAAUACUAUUAUGAAUUUGGUGAAAAAUCCUAAGGUAAAACAAAAGUAUCAAAAACAAAUAAUUAACAAUUUUGUAGAUUAUAAUAAACUUAUGAGAUGGUGUUUAACUCCAGGCUGUGAUAGAGUAAUUAAAGUACAAUAUGUAGAUGCCAAGCCAGUUACAUGUAAAUGCCAUUUGACAUUUUGUUUUAAAUGUGGAAAGAGGUGGCAUGAGCCGAUCAGUUGUGGUUUACUAGGUAAGUGGGAGAAAAUUGAUAAAGUCGAGGCUGCAACAACAGUGUGGCUUAUAACCCACACUAAGGAUUGUCCAGGUUGCCACUCAAAUAUCGAAAAGAAUGGUGGCUGUAAUCAUAUGACCUGUAUGAAAUGUGAUACAUCAUUUUGCUGGCUAUGUCUUACAAUUUGGGACAAUCACAAUUUUAAUCAUGGUUGCAAUAGAUAUAGUGAAGUGUAUAACCAUACUGAAAACAAAUUGCAAACUGAUCAUCAAAGAUAUAUAUUUUAUUCCUACAGAUACAAUAAUCACCUUGCUUCGCUCAAUGCUGAAAGUGAAAUAUAUAUCAAUAUUAAUUACAAAAUGCAAGAUAUGAAAGAGCACAACAUGACCUGGGUUGAAGUGCAAUUUUUAAAAAAAGCAAUAGAUACUUUGUUGAUUUGUAGGCAAACACUUAUGUAUACUUACGUCUUACUAUUCUACCUUAAGAAAAACAAUCAGACUGAUAUAUUUGAAGCUAACCAACAAGAUUUAGAGCAUGCAACUGAAGUACUUUCUGGAUAUCUUGAACGAGACAUCGUCGACGAAAAUUUGGCUGAUGUAAAGCAGCGAGUCAUGGAUAAAUAUGUUUAUUGUGAAGGCAGAAGACAAAUACUCAUAAAGCACAUACGUGAGGGAUUUGAAAAUGAUUGGUGGAUUUUAGAAUACAAUAUAUAA
This is a messenger RNA of Phymastichus coffea, 1515 nucleotides long. Its product is annotated as E3 ubiquitin-protein ligase arih1l-like. Gene Ontology annotation, biological process: protein polyubiquitination; positive regulation of proteasomal ubiquitin-dependent protein catabolic process; ubiquitin-dependent protein catabolic process. The transcript has a single exon. NCBI's taxonomy places the organism in Eukaryota, Metazoa, Arthropoda, Insecta, Hymenoptera, Eulophidae. Gene Ontology annotation, cellular component: nucleus; cytoplasm; ubiquitin ligase complex. Gene Ontology annotation, molecular function: zinc ion binding; ubiquitin protein ligase activity; ubiquitin conjugating enzyme binding. The coding region runs from base 1 to 1515 and encodes 504 amino acids. The record is from RefSeq and is a predicted model, not a curated record.